Molecule: messenger RNA, 1674 nt
Organism: Asparagus officinalis (garden asparagus)
Lineage: Eukaryota; Viridiplantae; Streptophyta; Magnoliopsida; Asparagales; Asparagaceae
Product: serine-threonine kinase receptor-associated protein-like
Exons: 7
Coding region: 330-1385 (351 amino acids)
Biological process (GO): spliceosomal snRNP assembly
Cellular component (GO): SMN complex
Molecular function (GO): protein binding; RNA binding
Source: RefSeq, a predicted model, not a curated record
CCUGUCUUCUGACUAUCGGCUUUCCAUCCAAGUGUCCACGUGGCAACUGUCUCCACAAAUAAGUAGCCCUCGCUCCUCGUCGUUCUCCAACUCCAGCCCCUUCAGGCUUCUAAAUCUCAAUUUUCUCUUCUUUUCCCCUUUUUAAUUGGGGGCAUUUUAGAGUGUAUUACAUAACUAAAAAUUACAAAAUUUCCACAAUUUCUUCUCCAAAUUUACGUUUCGAUUUGUUGAAUUUGGGGCCUGCGUUAGGUUAUUAGCGUCCGUUCUCUUGUUUUUUUAAUUGCGAGAGAUCCAAUUAGGGCUAGGGUUAGGGUUUUCUAAAAGGGGAAAUGGAGAAGAAGAAGGUGGCGGUUCCUUUAGUCUGCCAUGGCCAUUCUCGACCCGUGGUGGAUUUGUUCUAUAGUCCGGUUACUCCCGAUGGUUUCUUUCUCAUCAGCGCCAGCAAAGAUUCGAGUCCCAUGCUGAGAAAUGGGGAGACUGGGGAUUGGAUUGGAACGUUUGAAGGGCAUAAAGGUGCAGUCUGGAGUUGCUGUUUGGAUACCAAUGCCCUGAGAGCUGCUACGGGCUCGGCCGAUUUUUCAGCGAAAAUAUGGGAUGCCUUAACUGGUGAUGUAUUACACUCAUUUGAACACAAACAUAUUGUCCGUGCAUGUGCCUUUUCAGAGGAUACAAAGUUUCUGCUUACUGGUGGAAUUGAAAAAGUUUUACGUAUAUUUGAUUUGAAUCGCUUUGAUGCACCACCUCGCGAAAUUGAUAAAUCUCCUGGCUCGGUGAGAACUGUGGCCUGGCUUCAUAGUGACCAAACAAUUUUAAGUUCUUGCACUGAUAUGGGGGGCGUGAGGUUAUGGGAUGUAAGAAGUGGAAAAAUUGUCCAAACCCUUGAGACUAAGUCACCUGUCACCAGCACUGAAGUUAGUCAAGAUGGGCGGUACAUCACAACUGCUGAUGGUUCAACUGUUAAGUUUUGGGAUGCAAAUCAUUUUGGACUUAUCAAAAGCCACAACAUGCCAUGCACUGUAGAAUCUGCUUCACUCGAACCCAAGUAUGGAAACAAAUUCGUUGCUGGAGGCGAAGACAUGUGGGUUCACAUUUUUGAUUUCCACACUGGUGAAGAAAUUGGUUGUAACAAAGGUCACCACGGUCCUGUUCACUGUGUGCGCUUUUCUCCUGGAGGUGAAUCUUAUGCAUCAGGAUCUGAGGAUGGAACCAUAAGAAUAUGGCAAACAGGUCCACUCACCACUGGUGAGAAUGAUGCUAAUAUUAGUGCCAAUGGAUCAGCCGAUAAGGUAAAGUUCGGAGUAAAUGACGUGUCUCACAAAAUUGAGGGCUUCCACAUUAAAGAAGGGCAGGCAGAAGAAAAGGGAGAUCCCGCUGCGGAGCCUUGAUGUUAGAUUUUAGUUGAAAAAUAAACAGGUCGAAAUUUUUCAAAGGAGCAUGUGAUUUAAGGCUCCUGUUUUGAUGUUUGUCCUGUCUGUGUCUUCAUAGUAUGUUCUGGGGAGAAUCAUCAGCGGUUAAAGUUUGUAAACGGGCCGACUAUGGUUCUUAAUAGUUCUGAAAAUCUUACGCUUGUUCUAUGUGUGAUGCCAUUGUUCAAGCUUGUUUUGUUCCUCUUGUUAUGAGUAACUGUGAGGUCACUGUUAUCAAGGAUAUCAAGAUGUUGCAUCAGCUUUACUC